This is a messenger RNA of Brassica rapa (field mustard), 2764 nucleotides long. Its product is annotated as UPF0725 protein At5g63820. Lineage: Eukaryota; Viridiplantae; Streptophyta; Magnoliopsida; Brassicales; Brassicaceae. The record is from RefSeq and is a predicted model, not a curated record.
AAAAUUCAAUGUGUUUUAAAAAUAAGAAUCUAAAUAUUCGGACUUAAAAAUUAAGAUAUCUAGAUCCGAAUUUGGUUUGGAUGGAUCUAAGAUUUUACUAUCCGGAUUCAGAUCCGGACACCCCAGAUAAUAAGUCUCAGCCCUAUCGAUAAUCACAAAAAAUGUUUAUUAUGAAUAAUUGAAAACAUUAUCCGAUACUAAAAAUAUCAAGAAAAAACAAUAAGAAGGGAAUAUACACAGCUGUGAAAAGAAGCAUGCUGACAUGGCAAAAACCAAUCAACUGGUCAAUGAUUGGUCACUGAUUCCACCAGUUCAUGCUGACCUUCUUUUCACGUCAUGCUUUGUUGUUAUAUGUUUUUUUUUGGUGCAACUGUUGUUAUAUGUUUACACUUGCAUAUUAUAUCACAAUAACAAUUUGAAUCGUAACGAUAACAAUCACAGAUGAAUAUGCAAGAAGAGUUACUAUUAGUUCGACACAAUUGGUAUCUUCUCUAUAUUGGGUAUAUAAACAAUUGGAAUCUUCACUCGGACCGUGAUGGUGCCUUUGUGACCCUACGGUGUCCACAAAGGUGCUUCAAGAUCCUUGUCCGAGACCUACUAUUGGGGAUAAGUCCCUCCAGACACUUGCUUAAGUUUCAUCCCCUGCCACUCAAAUAUCAUUUAGAAAGAAUUAAAGAAACCAAACACUGCGGACUACCAAAAAAUGCAGACACAGACGAGGAAAGAAAGCUACAAAGAGUAUACAGUUAACGAAAUGAAUACAGUUAUUAAAUCAAUAGCGAAUGAAUACAGUUAUUGAAUCAAAAUCGAGUUAAUCUAUUUGAAGCUCUUAAGCUUUGUUCAUUUUGUUUUUCUAAGUAUUUUUGUGGAUUCUAUUUCUUAGGGAACGUCUAGGUCUCUGUCUUUGUUUGGAUUCACUUAGUUUAGACUUGUGGUGUAAACAAAAAAUACUUUUGCAAUCUUUUGUAUCAACAAUCGACUCAUUCAAGUUUGUUAAAUUUUGAUAUUCUUGUUAUCUAGAGCCCUUGACAGUUUGGUGCUUCCCGGUACCACAGCGUUGCGAUGCAAGUUAUUGGUGGACAAACUUGCUUCACGGUCAAAAAACGAGAACUAAAGAUAAAACAAUGCUUCUUCUUCUUUUUUUCUAAUAAGAAUGCUUUGUUGUUGUUAUAGGUUUUCUUGCAACAGUAUAUCUGAUUUGAAUCGUAACGAUAACAAUCACAAAUGAUAAACCUGACCGGAAAUAACCGAACCUGGACUAAAAAUAUCCGAAUCUGAUCCGAAGUAUAGAAAUACCCGAACGAGUUUUAUACUCUUAUACUGUAAUACCUAAAAAUCCGAAAAAUCCGAUCCGAACCAAACGGAUAUAUAUGAACGCAUCACAUCGCAUCAAACUCGUAUGAAUGAAUCAUUAGGUAUUUUAUUUGAUGAGAAGGCCCAAUAGACAUGACAAGAUAAUGGUGACAAUGCCCAAUUUUAAGUAAAAUUCGACCCAGCUUAGCCCAACUGAUAUAUAUACCGCAAGUCAGCUUAGCCCAACUGAUAUAUAUAACGGUAUCGGUUGUCUCGUACUGCACACGAUUUUUUUUGAGAGAUUUCAAAGGGCUUGUGUAGGUAUGGCUAACAAAGAAUCAAGUGAGCUGGGGAAUUUACCAACAUCCCCAAUGGCUAAUCGGGCCGGAACGUGUGUAGAAGAACGGCUACCCCUCUUUAUCGCCUUGAGAUAUCGUGAGCUGGCCUAUGGUUUUGAUGUGAAUUACAAUAAACAACUUCCGCCUAGAUUAGUUCCAGUUCCGUCUACUUGGAGUAAAAACUAUGUUAUCGGUCUUUAUGGUAGGAUUGGACUCCAAUGCUACAAUCUUCAGAAGGGAACAAACUUAAAGUUUAAACGCUUGGAGAAACAUAGUACCGUGCGGACUGGGUACCUCAGCUACUACAUAACUUUGGAGGCAACCGAUCCGGCCACUGGCUCUGUCUGCUCUUUUCAGACUCAGUUUAGCGAUGCAGGACGCCGCCGCAUGUCGUUGGGGGCUAGGAUUACCUGGUUUACCAUAGCCUCCAGAAUCAAACAAAUACCUAACGAGCCUGUAGAUGAUGAAUGGGAGGAGGAGGACACACCUGGAAUACAUGAGUUCUACAAAGUUCCAAUACCCAAAUGGUUUUCUGAUGAAGCCUUGGAACGUGACAGUAAAAAGUAUUACGUGGUGACAGAAUCAGAGCUGCAUGACAAUGACUGGCUUCAACUUCUCAUGGAAGUCGCCUUCUUCUCCAAAGCAGAUCGUCGUUUGGAUGCUUACCUACCCUUGGAGCUCAACAGUGUUGUUGUGGAAACUUUGGAAGAUUACACAACAGAGCCGAGUGAGAAGCUCAAAGCUGAUAACGCAAUCUUCUACAUUAGUUACAAGUGUUGCUCUGAUCCUUCAACGCCUUUGGCCGGUGAUCACCGUGCCGUAGUAAGGAAAACCAUGGAUGGCAAACCAGGCCACAUGUGUCUUGAGGUUGCUCUUACCAAAGCACAAUAAUGAAGAAGCGUUAUUCAUGUUUGCCUAGAUCAAAAAAUCCAGAAGCUUUUGUUUUUAAAAUCUAUGGUAGGAGUCAAAUCUUAGUUAGCUGUCUCAUACCAUAUGUGUUUUGGGUCAGCUUGAUAGUAUAAACCCUUUUUUUCUUGCCUUUCAACUUAUAUUUGGGUAGGUUAGUCAAAAAACGAGAACUAAAAAAUAAAACAAUGCUUCUUCUUUUUAUUUCUAAUAACAAUGCUUUGUUA